Messenger RNA from Homalodisca vitripennis (glassy-winged sharpshooter), 1996 nucleotides. Its product is annotated as alkaline phosphatase-like. The transcript is spliced from 10 exons. The record is from RefSeq and is a predicted model, not a curated record. Gene Ontology annotation, biological process: dephosphorylation. Bases 151 to 1785 code for a protein of 544 amino acids. Gene Ontology annotation, molecular function: alkaline phosphatase activity. NCBI's taxonomy places the organism in Eukaryota, Metazoa, Arthropoda, Insecta, Hemiptera, Cicadellidae.
AACAAAGUUUACUGCUUGUUCAGUCUUUAUCUGUCAACUGUAUAAUGAAGCAGAACUUGACUGCAAGUCACUUCACCUAAGAGAUUUUCACGUUGAAAAUAAGUUUCCUUUCUUCUUCAUCGGACCUACCAUCAUCUUCCAGCUUGAAAGAUGAAAGCAUUCCUAGUGGUGUUAGCUGGGACGCUAGUUACCGUUUUAGCGACUCAUGAUCCUUACCAUGAUGUACAACCAGAAUUACCUACCAUAGUGUCGUCGAAAGACAAUAAGAUAUUCGUGGGUGGUAUAAACCCGAAAGAGAACACUACAAAAUAUUGGCAUGAUUUGAACAUAGCUACAAUACGAGAAAAGUUGGCCCAAAAACCUAAGAAAAAUUUGGCCAAGAACCUGAUUCUGUUUCUGGGUGACGGAAUGUCUCUUGCUACACUCGCCGCAGCAAGAAUGUACCUUGGGCAACUCAAGAAAGAGGCUGGUGAGAAUUCCUUUCUCAGUUUCGAGAAGUUUCCAUACACGGGAUUCGCAAAGACAUACUGCGCAGACUCACAAGUGGCAGACUCGGCGUGCUCAGCAACCGCCUAUCUGACGGGUGCGAAGGGAAAUAUCUAUACGGUAGGAGUUACGUCAUCUGUUGGCCUCAUGGACUGGCGAAACAUGAAAAAUGAAUCUCACCACCCAAGUUCUCUCUUAAAGUGGGCUCAAGACGCGGGCAAGGGCACCGGCAUAAUAUCCACGUGCAGAAUUACGGACGCCUCUCCUGCUGCCACAUACGCUCACUCAGCUUACAGGCUAUGGCAAACAGAUCAUGAAAUGAAGAGAGAUAUAAAAAAUGUUGAAUUGGGAGACGACAAUUUCUCUAUCGAUGAAGCUAUGAAAGGUUUGAAAGAUAUAUCUCUUCAGAUGAUAGAAAAUAGUCCAGGAAAUGGGUUUAAGGUAAUCUUGGGAGGUGGUUGGGAUACGUUUUUGCCCAACACAACAAAUGAUGAACCCAAAAAGACGGGUGCCAGGCUUGAUAACAGGAACUUAAUCCAGGAGUGGAAAACUUCAAAGGAAAAUAUACAUAAGUCUGCGUCUUAUGUCACAAACAAAGCUGAACUACUGAAGCUGGAUAUAGACAGCACUGACUAUGUUCUUGGUCUGUUCCAACCGGGAAACAUGCAAUACCAUAAGCUUGCUAACAAGGAUGAGCAACCGACACUUGCACAGAUGACGGAGUUUGCUAUCAAGAUGAUGAAAAAGGAAGCAAACGGCUUCGUGCUUUUCAUAGAGGGUGGUACAAUAGACGUUUCUCAUCACGAGAACAAGGCUCACUUAGCACUAGAUGAGACUGUUGAGCUGCAUAACGCUGUCGAGAUGGCUGUCAAUAUGACGAACGAAAACGAAACACUCAUUGUGGUAACCGCAGACCACGCCCAUACAAUGAACAUUAACGGAUACCCCAAAAGAGGCGCUGAUAUUUUUAACUAUGUUCAAGGAACAGCAGACAAACUCCCUUACUCCACCUUGUCCUAUGCUAACGGUCCUAAUGAUCCACGUUAUAACGAACAUAAGAACGCUAUGCGGAACAUAACUACUGAUAAAAGAGAUGAUCCUCAGUAUACAUUCCAGACAAUCAAUCUCCUGCCCUCUGAGACCCAUGACGGACAGGACGUCACUGUGUUUGCGAGAGGCCCUUGGGCUCAUCUCCUAGUCGGCAACUUUGAGCAAACCGUCAUUCCUUAUGCAAUGGCAUAUGCGGCGCAAAUUGGGCCGGCGAAAGAAACAAACAAGAAAUCUCAAAAGGAAUCUUAAUUACUCUUCUAAAUCGUCUAAAUAUUUACUAAUUACGCACAUUUUUCAUUCUUAGUGUAAACCACCAAAAAGCUGUUAAAACGUUCACGUAUAAUUAUUUUAACAAGUUACCAAUAUUAAUAUUGUAGUACAUGUAUAAUUUAUUACAUUACAUUCUAUAUUUGAACAUUUAAGUUAUUCCAGUUUAACAUAAUAAAUCCAUUUUAAUACA